CACAGGGCCUGACAGAUCAAACCAGGUAGGGCUCCAGAGCAAAGGCACAUGCAUACUGCCUGCACACAUAGCCAGCUACAAGCACGUGCUGAUUUCACACACUGAAAUUCAAGUUAGCGUAAGAGGUAGUGACUGAAAGCAAUAGCAGUUCUGCUGCUAUAGAACCUUCUCCCUUAAAAGAAGAAGGCACUAAAGUCAGAACUCUUCAACUGCUGUUGAAUAAUCCAUCAGAAAAGCAUCAAAAUCAUGAAUGGGCCGGUGGAUGGCUUAUGUGAUCACACGCUGGAUGAUGAAGGAGCUUUCAUGUUCACAUCAGAGUCUGUAGGAGAAGGACAUCCAGAUAAAAUCUGCGAUCAAAUCAGUGAUGCUGUGCUAGACGCCCACCUCAAACAGGACCCAAAUGCCAAGGUUGCUUGUGAGACGGUGUGCAAGACAGGGAUGGUGUUGCUCUGUGGGGAGAUCACAUCUCUUGCUAUUGUGGAUUAUCAGCGAGUUGUCCGAGAUGCAAUUAGACAUAUUGGCUAUGACGAUUCAGCUAAAGGCUUUGACUACAAGACUUGUAAUGUUUUAGUGGCACUGGAACAGCAGUCACCUGAUAUUGCCCAGGGUGUUCAUCUACACAGGAAUGAAGAGGAUGUUGGUGCUGGAGAUCAGGGUUUGAUGUUUGGCUAUGCAACAGAUGAGACAGAAGAAUGUAUGCCUCUAACGAUUAUUCUUGCUCAUAAACUGAAUGCCAAGCUAGCAGAGUUGAGACGCACUGGAGAACUUCCUUGGCUGAGACCUGACUCUAAGACACAGGUCACUGUUCAGUAUAUCCAAGAGAAUGGAGCAGUCAUCCCAGUGCGUGUUCACACCAUUGUGAUAUCUGUUCAGCACGACGAAUCCAUUUCUCUGGAGACUAUGCGCAAAACCCUAAAGGACAGCGUGAUUAAAGCUGUUGUUCCUGCAAAAUACUUGGAUGAGAAGACUAUUUAUCACCUUCAGCCUAGUGGACGUUUUGUUAUUGGAGGGCCUCAGGGUGAUGCUGGUGUUACUGGUCGGAAGAUCAUUGUGGAUACUUACGGCGGAUGGGGAGCCCACGGAGGUGGAGCCUUCUCUGGCAAGGACUAUACCAAAGUGGACCGCUCGGCAGCAUACGCAGCCCGCUGGGUGGCCAAAUCCCUCGUGAAGGCUGGGCUCUGUCGCCGUGUUCUGGUUCAGGUUUCUUACGCCAUUGGAGUAGCUCAGCCGCUGUCCAUUUCACUAUUCACUUAUGGAACAUCCCAAAAAACAGAGAAGGAGCUCCUGGACAUCGUGCGCAAAAAUUUCGACCUUCGGCCCGGAGUCAUUGUCAGGGAUUUGGACCUAAAAAAGCCCAUUUAUCAAAAGACUGCAUGUUAUGGUCACUUUGGAAGAAAGGAAUUCUCAUGGGAGAUACCAAAGAAACUUGUAUUUUGACAAUAACAGUCUACCUUUAAAACAGAAGGAAAG
This is a messenger RNA of Tinamus guttatus (white-throated tinamou), 1470 nucleotides long. It is a transcript of the gene MAT1A, whose product is annotated as methionine adenosyltransferase 1A. Gene Ontology annotation, molecular function: ATP binding; methionine adenosyltransferase activity. Gene Ontology annotation, biological process: S-adenosylmethionine biosynthetic process. NCBI's taxonomy places the organism in Eukaryota, Metazoa, Chordata, Aves, Tinamiformes, Tinamidae. The record is from RefSeq and is a predicted model, not a curated record.